Molecule: messenger RNA, 2627 nt
Organism: Scylla paramamosain (green mud crab)
Lineage: Eukaryota; Metazoa; Arthropoda; Malacostraca; Decapoda; Portunidae
Product: methyltransferase-like protein 22
Exons: 7
Coding region: 137-1186 (349 amino acids)
Biological process (GO): protein methylation
Cellular component (GO): nucleus
Molecular function (GO): protein methyltransferase activity
Source: RefSeq, a predicted model, not a curated record
GUGGAGGGUGUCGGCGGUACACGGGCCGCGCCGCGCCGAACAGCGCGCGCCGCGCCGCGAGAUAAACAAGCAGUUCACACCCCGCUCACACCGGCGGGUGGCUUGGGAGAACGGUGCUGUGCACCCAUCAGCACUCAUGGCUGAGGAAGAGGAGGUGGAUAACACGGUGACCUCUGAGGUGCACCAUUUCUCCAAGGAAGAGACUCUGAAGGGUGGUCGGGAAGGAGGAAGACACACCAACUUGAACGAGAAAGGAGAAGUAGGGACAUCAUCUGACCUUGGCUGUGAGGGGCAACAGGAGCAGGAAGACGAGGAGUUUGAGUGUUUAUUGGGAGCUAACGGGCAAGUUGUUCUUUGGAGCCCAAGAAGGGAAACGGUGCUCUCAAGAUUUGACUUUGCGUACCCACUUGAUCUCCGAGUCCGAGACAGGUGCCCCAACUCCUACCCUCAGGUGGAUUCAGAUGGAGAUCUUGUGGUAACCAGGAAGAAGGAUCUACACCUUCAGGAGGGUGUAGUUCUUAUAGAGCACCAAAAUGCUACAACACUGGACUUGGUGGGAGAACAGGUGUGGCGAGGAGCUCUUUUCCUUGCUGACUUCAUCCUGCACUAUGGUGACUCCUUCAGAGACAAGCAUGUCUUAGAAGUGGCCUCAGGAGUUGGCCUCACAUCUGUUGUGGCAGCCAUGCUGGCAGCAAAGGUUACUGUCACAGAUGUCGAUAAGGGUGAAAUAUUAGAGCUUAUUCGUCGUAAUUUGAAGAGAAAUGAAGAUGUACUUAAGGCAGAAAUGUGUGUAAAAGAAAUUGAUUUCUACAACCAUGGCACCAUAGAUGAUCUCCAAGCCAAUAACAAAGACGUGUCCGUCAUCUUGGCUGCAGAUGUGGUGUACAACAAUCCCCUGACUGAUGCAUUUUUCAGCACUGUGCUGCGUCUCAUGAGUGACCCACCAGACAAGACCAUGUUUGUUGCUCUUGAGAAAAGGUAUGUUUUCACUAUGGAAGACAUGGACACUGUUGCUCCAUGUUAUGAAUACUUCCUGGACGGUCUGGAGUGGUUACGCUCUCAGAGGACUGAUCACAUUGACUGGACAGUUGAGGAACUGCCUUCAGAUUUUGAGCAGUAUUUUACCUAUGAACGUACACGUCAUUUAGUGCUAUGGAAAAUUAAUGCAAGGCUUAAACAACCUUAAAAACAUAUUUGUAUAACCAUUAUGCCACUUUUCUCUUUGCAUCUCAAGAAAGAAGCAGAAAGUAAUGUUGAGAGAUGAGAAGGAAAUAUAAUUCUUUUACAUGUUUUGCAUUUUGUGAGAGAAGCAAAGUUAGGAACUGCCUUUGUUCCUUUAGGUCACAUUUUAUGAUGCAGAAUACAAAUAUAUAUUCUCAAUUCCUAUGCCUCAGGAUUGAUAGUUAAAAAAAUGCCAGGGAACUGUACAUAUGUUUAUACUGUAUAAUUCAUUAUUUUUCUCUCAUUAGCUCAUACUCCCAGUUUCCUUGAGUCAUUGCUUUAGUUACCUGUUUGGGUUAUAGAGGAGGGUGGUGCUUGGCUGAGGUGAAUUUCCAGAUAGAUGCUUUAUAAACAUAGAUUUAUUAUAAUUUUCUUCAGCAUUUUAAAAGACAAGUUUUAUGCUUAUAUGGGUCUGCCUUAUCAUACUAGUCCUGCAUCCUGCCAGCUCAUUUUUGAUACUGAUCACCAGUGAAGUGUACAGUGAUUGCAAAAAAUUCUGUGGAAGUAUAGACCUCAUACUUCCACAUUUUUACUCUGUGUUGUAAAGGGUAACUAAAAGGGACAGAGUGAAGACACUGGACUCCCUUCUGUGUAUUAUUAUGAGAUAUGACAUUGUUUAGAUGACAGUCUCACUUAUUCCCUAUAAAAAGGAUGUCAGUCAGGUGUAUAAAUAGAUAUGUAUGGAUCUGUAUGUGAUAUGUAUGUAUUUUGAUACUAUACAGUUGUGGUUGAUGUAUUUAACUAGUCCCAACAACUUAACUAUAUUUUCUGGAAAUUAAUAUUUCUACAUAGUUUGCUUAUGAGGAAUUAACUUCUUUCACUUGGCCAGCAUCACCUGUUAGAUAAUUGUGACAGCAGCCAUGUGUGGAUGACAAAUUGCUGGCAAGGGUCAGCUUCACAUGCCUUGGUGAAUGUACUGUAGUGUAUCUAGUCUAGGUGUGGUGGUAAGUUUCCUUAUUCAUAAAGGAAGCAUGCCCUUUAAUAUCACGGAGAUUGUGUUCCUAAUAAGAAAUGCUAUCCAAUUUGUGAUUCAAGUAACAAGAUACUAGUCAGGAAAGUGAUUUUGAUCUAAAAAUAGGUUUGCUGUCUGUAAGUGCAAGUGUAGCAGUUGAGAUGUAAUCCUUCAUGAGAUGCCUCCUGACCACAAACACCUGUAGCAAAAUAUGGAGCAAAUUAAAUCCACAACAAAACUGGGAAAGUAGUAAUGUUGUGCACCUUGUAACAAAAAAUAUGACAUUCAAGCCUUUGUCAGCCAUUAGCUGGUAGAAAGAAAGGGUAGUGCUCUUUUGUAACUUUGGUGGAGGGGCUUCAUCCAUGUAUCUUUUUUACCCCAGUGAUGUUAGAUUUCACAGUAUGAAGGAAUGUAUCAGACUGCAUUAAUAAAUUUUAACAUGCUUCUUUUUUAA